AUGGAGUCUUUGGAGCCCAAGGCUGAGUACGGUCGCAUCGCCUUUGACACAUUCGCCCUUGAGGAAUGGGAUUACAGCAAACCACGCGAUGCAGAUGCAGAACAAUGGAUCAUGUUGGUCAAGAAGUAUCUCGCACUUCAGCCGCGUGAACGAACGCGCUAUCACCGAGUGGCCAUCGAGAGUCGUGAGCGCGCCCGAAGCCGAGGCCGAAUUCGAGGAGAGGAUCACCCCCUGCUCACGCAGGAUAACAUUGCAAGGGUUCUUCAGCCUCACCAGACCAUCCAGGAGCGCAACAUAUGCGCCAACAGAUGGGGCCUUGCCACUCCGGUGUGGGUUCGAGCUUGCUAUGAACCUGCGUUGGAGGAUGAAUACCAAGAGCUGAAGGAAGAUUGGGCUUGUGAAGGAGAUGGAUUGUCCGGGGCCUGCCCAGAGGAAUAUUUCCUCCUCGAAGACGCGGCUCUUUAUGACGCUGGCCCUGACUACGAUAAGGACCAGAUUCUCCGAACCAUCGUAGCCCGGCUGCCUUCUCUUGGCGAUUUCUACCCCUACCCCCACAAAAUUGAGCGGAAAGAGAGGGAAUUAGAGGAGCUGAAGGGUGAAGAGGGGGAAGUAUCGAAUUACAGACUCGUAGCGGCAUCGUGUAGAGCAGAAGCUCUCCUCUACAUAAUUGAUGCAGAGGCCAUCCGGGAAAACUUGGUCAAGCUUAUGUGGCUCGACGCCCAUGGAAACAGGGUUUGGAACAACAAGAUCGACCCGAGCGCGAUGGAGGGCAUGCGAGCUACUUUUUCGGAUGGAUACACACUGCUGGAGGCUACUGAAAGUCACUGCGUCAUCGGAAACGAGGAGGACGAGCAAUAG
Messenger RNA from Fusarium vanettenii 77-13-4, 858 nucleotides. RefSeq lists its product as uncharacterized. Bases 1 to 858 code for a protein of 285 amino acids. The record is from RefSeq and is a predicted model, not a curated record. The transcript is spliced from 3 exons. Lineage: Eukaryota; Fungi; Ascomycota; Sordariomycetes; Hypocreales; Nectriaceae.